Messenger RNA from Drosophila bipectinata, 2503 nucleotides. It is a transcript of the gene Nepl16, whose product is annotated as Neprilysin-like 16. Gene Ontology annotation, molecular function: metalloendopeptidase activity. Gene Ontology annotation, cellular component: plasma membrane. NCBI's taxonomy places the organism in Eukaryota, Metazoa, Arthropoda, Insecta, Diptera, Drosophilidae. Gene Ontology annotation, biological process: proteolysis. The record is from RefSeq and is a predicted model, not a curated record.
UUCGUAAAACAUAUAAAUCACGCUAUUCGAACAGACAAGCGUGUUCGCAUUUUCAUAUGAAUGUGUCCAUAGGAAAAUUUCGAAUUUUCCAAAGCCAAUCCAAACAAUGACAGCUGAUUCCAGCGCACGCAAUGUAUUCCGGAAGAAUGGGGUUGCCGGGUUGGGCAACAACGGUCACGGACGGAAUCUUAUUACGACCGCCAAUCCAUCCGGCGGGAGUAGUGCGUCCCUCCUACAAAAGCAAUUAUCCUUCAAGACGCCCGUGGGAUCAAAACAAAUGGGCAAAUCCGAUGAGAUUGAAAUGAUUGACAGCUCGAACAUCGAAAAUUUCAAUAAUCGAUAUAAUAAGAAUAGUAUUAUUGGAUGGAUCUGUUGUGCACCAUGUAUUUGGCUGCGAACCUCGGCGGCUGUCCACAAAAUGGCCAUCACAUCGGCGACUUUAUUGGUGACCACUCUACUGGUGGCAUCGCCCAUUCUAUUCCUGAUCAGCACAGCACCCUCACCUUUGCCCCGAGACUGCUACAUGGAAGGUGACAAGUGUUCUCCCGCCGUUUCUGCACCACCAGAAUGCACGGAUCCCAUUUGCGAGACCGUGGCCUCCAGUAUUCAGGCCAGGCUCAAUUGGAACAAGGAUCCCUGCUCGGAGUUCAAAAAGUUCAGUUGCUGGCGCAACACACGGAAUAAGAAUAUAACUAAUCUAAUUGAAAUGGGAAACUCUCAAAAAAGUGUGGACUCACAAAUGUUGUAUCUUUUUCAGAAUAAGAUUAUGAACGGGAGCUUUAAUAUAUUGCACAAUUUGUUCGAGAGUUGUUUGCAACAGACAACUAACUCAACUGUAAUGCACCGGAUAUUCGACAGUUUGGGAGGAUAUCUACCUGUUGGCUCCGUAGGACCCUCUAGAAUAGCUCCUUUGAUAGCAAAAAUUUAUGAUCUCGGCCCAAGCCCUUUGGUAGACUUAUAUUACGAUCUUAGCUAUGGCAGGAGACCGCACAUUCUAUUAAUAAUUAGUGGACCUAGUACCUCUUCAACUAUUUUGGAGCGUAAAAUACGAUGGAUGAGCCCCAAAGCACCACCAAGUCGCAUUAAGCAAGGAGUACCUAAACUAUUAGCCGAUCUAAUCGACAAUUUUCUACCGCCCUCAGUAUCCUAUGCUCAAAGAGUGUCCGAAAAGGAUACAAUUUUCGAAUUUGUUAAGGACCUGAAUAAACUGCAAGUGGAGCACUCUCGCAGAGGCUUCUGGGAUAGCACCGUUUUAUAUAAUGUAUCAAGUCUACAAGACUUAUAUCCAGUUCUAAAUUGGACCCUGCUUAUUCCACAAAACUGGAGUGGACCUAUUGUUGUCAGGAAUAGUGAUUAUCUAAAAGCCUUAGAGUAUUUUCUUACUAAAUAUCCAACUAGAGUUGCGCACAAUUCCCUGCUAUUGCUUAGUGCUUUAGAAAUAUUGCCUAGGGAUUAUCCAAGUCCCGAGGUUUGCACUCGAUCAACCAUGUGGGCACUACCAGAACUAUCGUCGGCUUUAUACAUAGCCCAGCACUCGUCCGAUGAGCUAAAGGACAUAACCAAACGAGCGGAGAUUAUCUUUAAAUCACUUAAGGCCCACUUGAAACGCGCUCCAUCCUUAAAAGGAGCUGCUCUUGUUAAACUCUCAGCUCUGAAAAUUCAGUCACAGACCUGGGAAGGAUUCUCCAAUACCACAGACCUAUUGAGUUCGCUUCAAACCCUGGACAUAACAGCAGAAUGCUGGUUUCAAAACAUUUUGGAAAUUUACAAAAAGAAUAAAGUUGAACCUACAGAUAUAAGCCUGCACGGAGGAUCCCAUGAUGCUUGGGCUUAUCCUAUUGUGUCUACAAUAUUUUACGACACUUUGAGCCACUCUAUAGUUGUUCCAUUAUCUGUCAUACUCAUACCGUAUUUCAAUGCUGUUUUGCCUCCAUAUUUGCAUUAUGCCUCUGUUGGCGUUUCCAUUGCCAAAGAGAUCUUACGCUCUAUUACAAAAUCGUUCGACGAAAAGGCAAUGCGUUGUGUUCCACAUUCUGUAAAUAUAUUCUCAAACUAUAGCCGCAUGGACAUCCUGAUACAUUCGGGAGGAAUGCAGAUCUCAUACCACUCAAUGCUUUCGUUAACCGGUCCAAUUAAAGGAAUGGCAAGACUACCUGGCCUUAAUUUAACGCCAACACAAAUCUUCUUUUUAGUUUCCGGCCAGGAACUGUGUGCUGAAUCGAAUUACUUGGGUAUCGAUACGAAUGCUCCCGAGUUUGAUAAUAUAUUGGGUUGGCUCGUGGCCCAAGGCGGGAGUGCGACAGAAGUUUUCAAAUGUCCAUCGGGAUCUAUGAUCAAUAUACAAAAAACCUGCAAUGUGCUUUAAAUAUUCUUUGAUUGACACCUCUACAAGUAUUUAAUUUAAAAUUUUUGAAAAGUAGUUGUUUUAGAGACUAACCUAUUAGUAUUGUUUUUAUUUGAGAUUUAAAAUAUGUAUAUUUUCAAUAAAUAUACUGUUAAUAAA